AUGGCUGAUCAAAAAAAUGUUCCCUCUCCAUCAUGUUCUUCUUUAAUAACUUGUUCCCUUUCUUCAGAAGAAAGUAUUUUAAGAAAUUAUGUUGACGAUGAGGAACUACGUCAAUGUGCAGUUGAAAUCUUGCAUCAAAAUUCCAAGUUAACAAUUCAUGUUAUUACCAGUGCAGAGUCACCUGCUAGAACUAAACUACGAAUGUUACGGUGA
This is a messenger RNA of Diversispora eburnea, 213 nucleotides long. The record is from the annotation of a GenBank genome assembly. NCBI's taxonomy places the organism in Eukaryota, Fungi, Glomeromycota, Glomeromycetes, Diversisporales, Diversisporaceae.